Syzygium oleosum is the source of this 2016-nucleotide messenger RNA. Its product is annotated as pentatricopeptide repeat-containing protein At2g01860. Bases 365 to 1861 code for a protein of 498 amino acids. Lineage: Eukaryota; Viridiplantae; Streptophyta; Magnoliopsida; Myrtales; Myrtaceae. Gene Ontology annotation, molecular function: protein binding. The record is from RefSeq and is a predicted model, not a curated record. The transcript has a single exon.
GCACGCACGGACGAGCACACCCACCAUCGUGGGAUCAAUGGUUCUUCGAAGCUCCCUCUUCCUUCCGGGGAUCCAGCACUGUGGGAGCGGCAAAGAAGGCUGAUUCUAUUGCCAUUGCCUUGAUUCGAGGUUUCCAAACGCCUCCGUUUGUACCUCCUCUCCGUUCCGUCCUACUUUAAUACCCGGUUGCUCACGAUUUUAGCGCGAUCUCUGCCUGGCAGACCAACUGCUCGACGAAAUUCCCAGGUGGGUUUUCGGGUCUUGUCGGCGCAGAAAGCUCCAAUCUUGAAGUUAUAGACUAUUUGGGCGAUCUCGUUUUGGUCUAGUCGAUUUGUUUCAGUUCAUUUUCUCGCCUGCGAAAGCCAUGCCCGGUCUGUUGCCCCCACCAUGUGAGCUCUCAAGCGGGCAUUCACUCAAGUUGAAUUCUUUAAGUUGUAGCUUGAGAAUUUUCGCGGCAAACCAUGGUACUAGAGUUCACAGCAAAAGAAUACCCAAGAAUCUUCGUUUCCCUCGGCGAGACAAGCUCCCUCCUGCAUUUGGAACUGAUCUGUUCUUGAAGAAGACGAACACUGAUACUGAACAGACCCAAGUCGAUCCGUUUGAUGAAGAAGGACUUGAUUUAGAGAUUGAAGAAGAAGAAGAAGUAGGAGGAGAUAAUGACGUUGUGUGGGAUCAAGAUGAGAUUCAAGCGAUAUCAUCGCUUUUUAAAGGAAGGAUUCCUCAGAAACCUGGGAAGUUAGGCAGAGAAAGAGCUCUUCCCCUCCCACUUCCUUAUAAACUCAGACCUUUGGGACUCCCCACGCCGAAAAAACACGUCAAACUCGGUUUGGCCAUCGGCGUUUCUCCUAGGGCUUCUGUCUCCGAGCGAGUGUACCGGGACCCACGGUUCCUCAUCGGUCUGGCAAGGGAGAUUGGGAAGCUUCCUCCUGAAGAGAAUGCAUCCAAAGUUCUCAACAAGUGGUCGCGUUUUCUUCGGAAAGGAUCGCUGUCUUUGACCAUCAGGGAAUUAGGUCACAUGUGUCUACCUGACAAGGCUCUACAAACUUUCAGUUGGGCUCAGAAACAGCCUAAUCUAUUUCCUGAUGAUCAGAUAUUGGCUUCGACCGUUGAAGUACUAGCCAGGAAUCAUGGGUUGAAGGUGCCAAUCAACUUGGAAAAGUUCGCUUGUUUGGCAAGUCGUGGUGUAAUAGAGGCAAUGGUGAAGGGGUUCAUCAAAGGAGGAAGCUUGAAUCUUGCUUGGAACCUUGUCCGGGUUGCCAAGGAUCAUAACAGAUUGCUGGAUUCCAGCAUCUAUGCAAAGCUAAUACUGGAGCUUGGAAAGAAGCCGGACAGGGACACGCUUGUUUUAGCAUUAUUGGAAGAGCUUGGUGAAAGAGAAGAUUUGAACUUGAGCCAGCAGGACUGUACAGCUAUCAUGAAGAUCUGCAUUAGACUUAGAAAAUUUGAACUUGUUGGAAGUCUUUUUAGUUGGUUUAAACAGUCUGGCCGCGAACUGAGUGUGGUCUUGUACACUACCUUGAUUCAUAGCUGUUAUGUAGAGAACAAAUACAGGGAGGCAUUGCCUGUAGUUUGGGAAAUGGAGGCUUCAAACUGCCUGCUUGAUCUUCCAGCAUACCGCGUGGUAAUAAAGCUUUUUGCAGCACUGAAUGACCUCCCUAGGGCUGUCAGGUACUUCUCGAAACUCAAGGAGGCGGGAUUCUCUCCAACAUAUGAUAUAUACCGUGCCAUCAUAGGAAUUUAUUUGAUUUUGGGGAGGCUGGCUAAGGUUAGGGCAGUUUGCAAGGAGGCAGAGAUGGCAGGUUUCAAGUUGGAUAAACAAAUUUUGUCCCAACUACUGCUAGUAGAAAGUGAGAGAAGAUAGUUUUCCAUAGAGUUGUAAUGUUUGUAAUGUGAAUAGUGAUGAAGCAGCAAUCUUGCCAUGGUGAAUUGCACGGUGAUGUUCCACACUUCAGCAGAUAUUCUCUAUUUAUGUAUGUGAAUUUGAUUAUAAUGUUAUGCAGAUUCAAGUUUUUCUCU